Messenger RNA from Penicillium brevicompactum, 432 nucleotides. RefSeq lists its product as uncharacterized. The coding region runs from base 1 to 432 and encodes 143 amino acids. The transcript is spliced from 4 exons. Lineage: Eukaryota; Fungi; Ascomycota; Eurotiomycetes; Eurotiales; Aspergillaceae. The record is from RefSeq and is a predicted model, not a curated record.
AUGAGCGGUCACAGCGACAACAAAUGGCGGGGUGGACCCAGUCGCCAGACCUCACAGCGCAACGCGAAUCGCGACAAGACCGGAGGUCAAGGAGGCCCUCGCGACAACAACGCUUGGGGCGCAUCGAAUCAUCCACGGGAGCAACACGUCCCUGUACGGGGCUUCAACACGGCGGAGGUGAAGAGCAUCUUAAAGAAGGAGGUAUCUCUCCACUUGCUCCUUUUCUAUCUGCCCAAGUCUAACCUUUGCGCCACCGCUAUAGAAACGAAAUCAAGCACAACCUACAAAGCUACAUCCAAGGAUGGCCCAAACCAACGAUCUACAGCGACAGGUCCCAAAGCGCAUUUCAUGGGCAACGGGAAGGACUUCUUCGUUGAACUGAGAAAGCAGAUUGCUGCGUUGCAACGAGGUGGCCCCCCGGUCGGUGGCUAG